Molecule: messenger RNA, 282 nt
Organism: Tetrahymena thermophila SB210
Lineage: Eukaryota; Ciliophora; Oligohymenophorea; Hymenostomatida; Tetrahymenidae
Exons: 3
Molecular function (GO): protein binding
Source: RefSeq, a predicted model, not a curated record
AUGGGUGCAUCAGGCUUAGGUUCUGCUUUAGCAAAUUGCAUUAAUCUCUCAAAUUUGACACUUUACCUUUGGUCUAAUUAAAUUGGUGAUGAAGGUGCAUCAGGCUUAGGUUCUGCUUUAGCAAAUUGCAUUAAUCUCUAAAAUUUGACACUUGACCUUGCUGACAAUUAAAUUGGUGAUGAAGGUGCAUCAGGCUUAGGUUCUGCUUUAGCAAAUUGCAUUAAUCUCUCAAAUUUGACACUUAACCUUCAGUAAAAACAGUUUAUUUGUUUUGGAUUGUGA